AUGGCUGGUAAUAGAUUUGAGGCAGAGGCGUGAGGUGAGCAGGUGUGUGUAUGAGCGCGUACGUCUCGCUCUUACAGACACAUCAGUCAGUCUGUACUCCCAAUGUUGCUUAAUGACACACAGCCAGGCAGACCUUCAACUGUCCUCUGUGUGUGUGUUGUGUUUCAGCCUACUCUGCACAGAUGGGUCUGAUUGAGACAACGCGGGGGCUGCUCCCAGGCGCGGGUAAGACAACCAGAAGUCAUAUGCACACAAACACAAACACACACCAGUUACCCUCAUGUCUUCUCAUGGUUUGUUUGGCAUAAUGAGUUCAACCUCUUUCCCUCUCUACGUCCUUUCUCCUAUAGGGGGCAGUCAGAGGCUGCCCAGAGCAGUGGGAUUUGCCCUGGCCAAAGAGCUGAUCUUCACCGGCAGGAAAGUGGAUGGACAGAGGGCUGUGGACAUAGGGCUGGUCAACAGAGCUACGGAGCAGAAUCCAGACGGAGACGCUGCCUAUAGAGAGGCACUGAGUCUGGCUAGAGAGAUCCUACCACAGGUUACACAAACACAAAAAAAUCGUACUCAUUGUUUCUUUCCAUUCCAUAGUGAUGAGUGAUUGAUAGGUGGUUAGAUUAAAUGAGUUACAAGGGAUGAGGGGAAGAGAGAUUAACACAUUGACUGAUUGCUUGGGUUUCAAUGAACACAAACACACACACUGACUGACACUGGGGUUACAUAGACAGCUGCUGUCUCUCUGAUCUCAUCCAGUCAGUUAGUACACUGUCACCAGACCAGUCAUACCAAACCAGGACACCAACUGACCACUGUAAGGGACAUGGACAACACAGUGUUUGAAACUGGGUCAUCUGCUGAGCUAAAGCCUUGGCAUUAUCUCAGGGAGCUAACACAAGUUCAGGUCUUAGACAUGAUUACUCAUCCUUCUCACCCCCAGUGUGUUCUCUCUCCAGGCUCCCAUCGCUGUGAGGAUGGCCAAGGAGGCUAUGAACAGAGGCAUGGAGGUAUGGCUGAUUUACUACAGAACCUUUACACAUGUUCUCAUGGCCGGACCACCACAUCUGGGGCGCGGCUAACUUCCUGCAAUUCUACACAUUUUUUCCAUGGGGCAGAGAGGAAAAUGUGCAGUUUUAUAGCUAAUCGCAUGCUAUUCUACAGUUUGCCACGAGGCGGAGAGAAAAUGUUGCAUUUUUAAAGCUAUUUUCCUGCAAUCCUACACAUUUUGCCAUUUCCUUACGAUGUGUUCAUAUGCUAUCUGGGACACACACACAUCCCAGCUCACACACUCAGUUCAUUAUCUCCAUGUAUUUGAAUGAUGACACCUGUCUCUGUGUGCUAGUAGUAGGUAUGUCUGUAACCUGUCUGUCUCGCUCAGGUGGACAUCACAUCAGGGAUGGCCAUAGAGAGGAUGUGUUACGCCAGGGUAAGAAGUCAAAUGCUCAUGUGCAUUGUCUGAGGUCAAACUGUAGUGGUUAAUCAUCUUUCUCUCGCUCUCUCCAGGUGAUCCCGACAAGAGACAGACAGGAGGGGAUGGCUGCCUUUAUAGAGAAGAGACCCCCACGCUACACUGGAGAGUAA
Molecule: messenger RNA, 1575 nt
Organism: Coregonus sp. 'balchen'
Lineage: Eukaryota; Metazoa; Chordata; Actinopteri; Salmoniformes; Salmonidae
Source: the annotation of a GenBank genome assembly